GUGCAAAACACAUAGGACUUUGUUAAAAAUAUGCUCAUAGUAAAAGGGAGCAUAAGCCUUCCGUAGUCAUGCGAGCGUUGAAAUUAAUCUGAGAGGGGACUGAUACGGCAAUGGAGAUCUUUGGCUGCAAUCUUUGAACAGUUUUGUAUUGGAGAGUUCUGAAGAUCACCGUCAGUUCCUUUUCCAAGACUCAAAAUUAACUGCGCGCCUAUUUACAAUCUAUCAUAAGCCUGGCCUCUGAAAUGCAGUAAGGAGAUGAAAAGAUAAGUUGUGGUUUUAUUUGCACUGGCAGGGUGUUUUUAUACUGUUUAAGAACUAGAAAAAUAAAUGCUAAUGUGAAAGAAGACAGGCGUUAGAGUAUACGGAUGGUCUUCCUGUAGACAAACCAAGUUUCCUUCGAGUUGAGCUCGAUUCUUGAUUUGACUUUAAGGUGUCUCUGAGUAAUGAUCUUAGCAACAAUCGCGGAAAUGGUUUGCAACCGCCUUCUUGAAAAAAAAAACGUAGCUUUUCAUCCUAGAGAUCGUCCUCCAUCCAAGUAUUAUCAAAUCAGCCAGGGUCGGCUACCCAUAGCUAUGCAGAAAUCCUGUAUGUCUUUAUUAAUAUGUAUGAGGAAAACUGUAAGACUCUAGUAACGUAGAAUUCAGAAAAGUAAGUGGACUAUUCUACCUCUUUUCAAAUCUCUAGCUACCAUUACCGUUCGGGAGAGCGCGAGAACGGCCACUUUCGUUUUUGCCGGAACUGUAGACCACGUGCCAAUGUCACCUUUUCCUAAUUCUAGCUACCCCACGGCCUCGGUUUAGUAGCGCCCUGCGCAUCUGGAUUGUUUUUGGUCUCUACCAGUCGUUAAACGAAGAAACUACUGAAGUGACGAUGACGGCGACCGUGGCGGCCGCGUUCAGAACCGUGGAACCUUUGGAAUAUUACAGAAGAUUCUUAAAAGAAAAUUGUCGGCCUGAUGGAAGGGACCUUGGUGAAUUUAGAACCACAACCAUCAACAUAGGUUCCAUUACAACUGCAGAUGGCUCUGCACUUGUGAAGCUAGGAAAUACUACAGUGAUAUGCGGCAUAAAAGCGGAAUUUGCAGCACCCACUGUUGAUUCCAGUAACAAAGGAUAUAUCAUUCCUAAUGUAGAUCUUCCUCCACUUUGUUCAUCAAGAUUUCGACCUGGACCUCCAGGUGAAGAGGCUCAAGCAGCUAGUCAGUUUAUUGCUGAUGUGAUUGAAAAUUCACAGGUAGUAAUGAAGGAAGACCUAUGCAUUAUAGAUGGAAAGAUUGUAUGGGUUCUAUAUUGUGACAUUAUAUGCUUAGACUAUGAUGGAAACCUUCUCGAUGCCUGCAUGUGUGCUUUCUUAGCAGCUCUGAAAAACGUGUUGUUGCCUGUUGUUACAAUAAAUGCAGAAACUGGUUUGGCGGAAGUUAAUUUGAAAGAGAAGAAUCCUUUGACUAUUAAAAAGCAACCAGUGGCAACAUCAUUUGUGCUGUUUGACACAUUAGUGGUAGUUGACCCAACUGCAGAAGAAGAAGACUUGGCAUCUGGGACUUUAACUAUUGUGACUGAUGAAGAAGACAAAUUGUGUUCUGUUCAUAAGCCAGGAGGAAGCACAGUAACAGAAGCAAAACUUCAAGACUGUAUCAGUCGGGCAAAAACACGACAUAAAGAAGUAAAGAAACUAAUGGAUAAAAUAAUCAAAAGUGUAUGAUUAGUAAAA
Molecule: messenger RNA, 1710 nt
Organism: Python bivittatus (Burmese python)
Lineage: Eukaryota; Metazoa; Chordata; Lepidosauria; Squamata; Pythonidae
Source: RefSeq, a predicted model, not a curated record